GCCCGCCCCCUCCCUGCGGCUGCGGGGGAAGUGCGCGCUCCCGUCGUCUAACUCUCGCGACCUCGCGGGGCCGCGCGGGAACUGCCCGGCGAGCGCCCGCCCCCUCCCUGCGGCUGCGGCGGAAGUGCGCGCGCGCCCACCGUCUAACUCUCGCGACCUCGUGGGGCCGCGCGGGAACUGCCCGGCGAGCGCCCGCCCCCUCCCUGCGGCUGCGGGGGAAGUGCGCGCGCCCGUUGUCUAACUCUCGCGACCUCGCGGGGCCGCGCGGGAACUGCCCGGCCAGCGCCCGCCCCCUCCCUGCGGCUGCGGCGGAAGUGCGCGCGCGCCGACGCCGCUCGCUUCCGGCCUUGGUGGGGCGCUGUGGGCGGUUCCGACUUCGGACCGCCUGGAGGCCGCGGCCUUUCGUACCCCGGGAGUGACCCGUGUGCUGGCCGGCGCGGGCCGCGGGUGAGCGAGCGUGCGGCCCUGUCCCGCCCUCGGAGAGUCGUGAAACGCGGUGUGGCUUGCGCGGGGGAAGGGCGGACACAGGCCCGAGGGGCUGGAGUCCGGCGUUCCUGGCGGCAGGGUUUCCGCCGGACGUCCGGCCGUUACAGGAGAAAGGCGACUGAGCGAGGGUGUGUCGACGUUCUGUUGCUAUUUAUUUGCUCUAAAUGUCGGUUGUAUUCCCUUUGAUUGCCCUUCGUUCUAGGACUCAGUGCAGGUGUUUCCUACCAGGCCGUUGUAAAACCCUCAGACCACUUCGCAGCUUUUACUUAAUCCUUCUCUUUAGAUUAGUCUGUUCCUAAGUCUUUUGUAAUCGGAGUAUUUCCAUGAGUAUCGUAAAUUAGCCUGGAGGUGGCUUGCAAAGCACAGAAGUAAAUUAUUAGAAUUUGCAAAUUUUGCCUACGGUGUAGCUUGUGUGAAAAGUGAGGGCUUCUCCCUCAGGUCCACCCAGGGAGGACUUAACAGGGAAUCUUGCUUGCGGCACCGAUGAAGCUUCUGCACAGCUGUGAUGGCAUCUGCUUGGGCUCUCCCGGCCCACGAGGACCAGGAUGAGCUUUUGGAAGUAAAGAUCGAGGAGGAGGAGAGGGAGGAGUAUAAGGACACCACCGGACAGGAUCAGAACCUGCGAAAGAGCAACACCCACAGCAGGGAGGUCUUCCGACAGUACUUCAGGCAGUUCUGCUACCAGGAGACAUCUGGGCCCCGCGAGGCGCUGAGCCGGCUGCGGGAGCUCUGCCGUCAGUGGCUGCGGCCCGAGACGCACAGCAAGGAGCAGAUCGUGGAGCUGCUGGUGCUGGAGCAGUUCCUGGCCAUCCUGCCCGAGGAGCUGCAGGCCUGGGUGCGGGAGCGGCACCGGGAGAGCGGGGAGCAGGCGGUGACCGUGCUAGAGGAUCUGGAGAGGGAGCUGGAUGAGCCUGGAGAACAGGUCUCAGUCCACACUGAGGAACAGGACCAGCCCUCGCAGGAGAUGGCCCCUCUGAGAACAGAACAGGAGCCCAGCAUGUCCUUCCCACCCCUGAUGGCACAGCUCAAGUGUGAGUCUCCAGAACCUGAAGCCCAGCUGGAGGAGCAAGUUUCAGGUGUUGAGACUGGAAACGAGUCCAGGAAUUUAAAGCAAGAAGUUUCUGAAGAAAUGGAACCAUAUGAGAAUAUGUCUAGAUUUGAAAGUGAAGUGUCCCAGCCCGCUCGGUGCAGAAAAGCUGAUGAAUCUGAAGCAAAAACAGAAGAAUCAUCUGGACACUCCAGGAAAGGUGAACAAUCUACAGGUGAUGAAAACAGAGUCAGUCUGACUGAAGAGCAGAGGGUCUGUCUGGGAGAAAAACCUCACGAGUGCAAGGAGUGUGGGAAAGCCUUUCGUCAGCACUCGCGUCUUCUAGAACAUCAGAGGGUCCAUACUGGAGACAGGCCCUACAAAUGCGAGGAAUGUGGAAAAACUUUCCGUGGGAGAACUGUGCUUAUUCGGCACAAAAUAAUACACACCGGAGAGAAGCCAUAUAAAUGUACUGAGUGUGGCAAAGCCUUUGGCCGGUGGUCAGCUCUUAACCAACAUCAGAGGCUUCACACAGGAGAGAAGCACUCCCACUGCAAUGAGCGCAGCAAAGCCUUUAGCCAGAAAGCAGGCCUCUUUCACCACCUCAAGAUCCACACAAGAGACAAACCGUACCACUGUACUCAGUGUAACAAGAGUUUCAGUCGGCGCUCCAUACUCACUCAGCAUCAAGGAGUUCACACUGGGGCAAAGCCCUACGAGUGCAGCGAGUGUGGAAAAGCCUUUGUUUAUAACUCGUCCCUUGUUUCCCACCAGGAGAUCCACCACAAAGAAAAGUGCCAUCAGUGUAAGGAAUGUGGGAAAUCCUUCAGUCAGAGUGGCCUCGUUCAGCAUCAGAGGAUCCACAUUGGGGAGAAACCUUACAAGUGUGACAUAUGCGGAAAAGCCUUUAUUCAGAGGACGAGUCUUAUAGAACAUCAGCGAAUUCACACUGGGGAGAGACCCUGUAAAUGUGAUAAGUGCGGGAAGGCUUUCACUCAGAGAUCCGUCCUCACGGAACAUCAGAGAAUCCAUACUGGAGAGAGGCCCUACAAGUGCGAGGAGUGUGGGAAUGCCUUCCGUGGAAUCACCAGCCUCAUUCAGCAUCAGAGAAUCCACACUGGGGAGAAACCCUACCAAUGUGAUGAAUGUGGCAAAGCCUUCAGACAGAGGAAGAAGACUGGCUACAAGGAAACACUUCUGAAGAACCGUUGUGAACCCCAGGCUGGCGUGAAUCUUCUCCUGAGUGCCCUCAUUCCAGAAUGGCGGUCCUCCUGCCGAAGGGUCCCUAAUAGUGACUGACGGCAGAGGGAGAGGGCCGUGCCUGGGACCACGCUGGCAAAGAAGUCACGGACAGUCCUUCAGACUUCAAGUUGCUGCUGCCAGGAGACAGCUCCCUGGGCCUCCCAGGGCUGUCGGAAGACUCUCAGAGCUUUGCCCAUAGUUGCUGAGACCAGAAACAGACCAAGGAGCAGGUGCUGAAGCAGGUCCUGACACCUCGCUGGGAAGCUGCAGACUCGGGCAGGGAUAAUACCCAGAAUGUGGAGAAGAGGCAUCACUUAUGCUAGAGAAGUUGGAGACAGCUUGGAGGGAAGGCCAUCAGGUGGUGUUACUGAGAAUGAAAAUAAGGACUUGUCUCCAACACAAAAAAAAUUCUGAAGAUUACAAAUCAUGUGGUGGGAUCUCUGUAGAACUUCAACACCUACGCAAUAAGUGUAGGAAAAGUUUUAGUCACUGGUGACUCCUUACUCAGCAUUAGGGAGUCCAGAUGCCGAAGAGAAGAAUCUCUUUGAGAACAGGUUUAGAAAGGCUUUUGUUUAGAGUGGGUCCCUCCUUUCCCACCAGGAGAUCCACCACAUGGAAAAAUGCUCAGUGUAAAGAAUGUGGAAAAGCUUUCAGUUAUGGUGGCCUCAUUUUACAUCAGAGAAUCACAUAAACAAGAGACUGCAGAGAUGUGAUGACUAUGAGGAGGACUUCAUUCAGCACAGAAGCCUUAGAAAACCUUAUGUGGAGGAAGGAGGAAUGCCUUCACCCACAAGUCAGGAUUGACAGUGCACCAGAGAAUCUACACAGGAGAGAAAUCUUAUAAAUGAUGAAUGUGGAAAUGCUUUGCAUGGAGUCACCAGCUUUAUUCAGCAUUGAAGAAUUCAUGCUACAGGGAAAUCCAGACAGUAUGAUGAGUAUGGAAGUCUUCAGACAGUGGUUGGAUCUUGGUAAACAUCAGUGAAUCCAUAUCAGAAAAGUUCUUAAAAAUGAGAGGAUCGUGGGAAGUUGAAUGGACAGAGACCAAGUCUCCACAACAGAAUCUCCACAGUAUUGGAAAAUUAAUAUAAUUAAUGUAAAUGGGCGAGUUAUAUGGGGAAUGGGUAUUCUUAGUUGCCCAAUUUAGCGAGUAAAAACAUUCAGCGAAUGCCUCAGGUCAAGAAAAGGAAAGGCCAGCAGUUCUUUUUUGCUUUCUAGAGUCUAUAGAUGUAAGCAACCAAGACUUUUGAAAUAAGUUGCUUCCUUGCAUCCCAGGACUUGGGAUACUGUCUCCUGGAUGACUGUGCAUACAUGUUUUCCCCAGGCCUGCUCUAAUCUUACAGCUUUAAUUCAUUCAACAAGAGUAGAUUAUUAUCUACUGUUAGAUUUUAUUUUCUUUACGGGCUAAAUAGGUUUGUGUUUGUACCCCAGGACACAAAAAUCACAUUUAUAAAGUUUCAGUACAUGCAAUGAAAGUAACCACAUCAUUAAUUUGUUGGACACUUUCCUAAAUUUGAGACUGCUUCUGUGUUCUCCAGCAUAAGGUCAUGUAAAUGUCCUUCAGAGAAAUAUAUUUUCCAGCUUUGGUUUGAUUGUUUUUUUUAAGAUAGUGAAAGAUAAUUAACAUACAGCCUAUUGACAGAUAAUGAUGGAGAUAUUUUCCCUUACAGAUAACACAUAAUGUUGUGAAGGCUAAUACUUUAAGUAACUUGCUUAUUAUCCUUUUUAGUUCUAAAACAGGCAAAAAGAAUCUUUAGAAGCUCUUCAGCAAGUUGUUAAUAUAGCCCAAUCUCUAUGAGAGAUAAUGAGGCUUACGUAAUUUAUAGGAGAUCACUAAAUAUAGGAAACAUAGAUUUUAAAACUCUGCAGUGAUUAUUUCAGAACUCUGAGUGUAUUUGUUGUAUAUUCCUAAAUUUUUUUGAAUAGGUAUUACAGGGGGUGCCUGGGUGGCUCAGCCAAUUAAGCAUCCGACUCUUGAUUCCAGCUCAGAUCAUGAUCUCAGCGUGGUGAGAUGGAGUCCCAUGUCGAGCUCAGUGCUGGACAUGGAGCCAGCUUAAGAUUCUCUCUGUCCUUCUCCCUCUGCCCCUCCCCGCCGUAUGUGCUCUCUUUCUCUCUCAGAGGGAAAAAAAAAAAGUCAUUUUAGAAGAUGGACUGCAUUUGGGGUACCUGGGUAGCUCAGUCAGUUCAGCGUCUGCCGUCUGCUCAGGUCAUGAUCCCAGGGUCCUGGGAUCGAGCCCUACAUCGGGCUCCCUGCUCAUCGGGGAGUCUGCUCCCUCUCCCUCUGCCCCCCCCCAACUCGUGCUCUCUCACGCACUCUCUCAAAUAAAAUCUUAAAAAAAAAAGAAGAAUGACUGCAUUCUGUAAAAGGCCUUUAUAGCAUCUACAGAAAUCAUGGGGGUUUUUUUUCUUAAUUUUAUUAUUAUCUUGUAUUAUGUGAAAGGAUUUUCUAAUAUUGAACCAAUCUUGCAUUCCUGCAGUAAGUCCUGCUUAGUCAUGGUGUAUUCUUUUCUUAAUAUGUUAAUGAGUUUGACUGUUCAUAUUUUAUUUAGUACAUUUUUCUUCAAUGUUUAUAUGAAAUUGGUCUGUAACUUACUUUUUUUUUUUUGUACUAUAUUUUCCAGGUUUAGGUUUCAACAUUUUAAUUGCAUCAUAAAAGUAAUUAUAUUUUUGUUCAUUUUUAAUACUGUAGAACAAUUUAUAGAGCACUGGAAUUAGCUGGUCUUUGAAGGUUGAAUUCUGAUGUAAAGCCAUCUGGACUGGGUGCUUUCCUGUGGGAUAGUUCCUUGGUAACUUUUUCUGUUUCUUCUACAAAACCGGUCUGUUUAGGCUUUCUAUUUAUAAUGAGAGUCAAUUUUAGUAAUAUAUUAUUUGCUUAGAAAAUUCUCUGUUUCCUCUAGAUUUUUAAAUUUGUUUGCCUUGAAUCUGCAAUAUAAUCAGUUACAAUUUUUAAAACAGCUUUAUGGAGGGAAAUUGAUACACAGUAAAUAUAAUGAACUAAUGAAUAUAAUGAAUAUAAAUAUAUUCACCACAGUCAAUAUAAUGAACAUAUCGAUCGCCCAAAAUGUUAACGUGUGUGCCUUGAUAAUUCCUCUCUCCCACACUUCCCUGCACCCCACCUCAUCUCCAGGCAACCUCUGCUCUGCUUUCUGUUGCUAUAGAUUUAGUUUGCAUUUUUUAGAAUUGGAUAGGAAUGGAAUACAGUAUGUACCCUUUUUUUUUGGUCCAGCUUCUUUCAUUCACCAUAAUUAUUUGGAGAUUCAUCCCCGUUGUUGCAUGUAUCAAUAAUCCAUUCUUUUUCUUAUUGAGUAUUCCAUUGUAUGGUUACACCACAGUUUGUUUGUACAUUUACCUAUUGAUAGACGUCUGGGUUAUUUUCAUUUGGGGGCUCUUAAAAAUGAAGUUGGCACAGACAUUUGUGUACAAGUCUUCGUAUAGACAUAUGCUUUCAUUUCUCUUCAGUAAAUACCUAAGAGUGGGAUGGUUAGAUCUACCUGCUAAGAAUAUUUUUUUUUAAAGAAACUCAAACUGUUUUCUAAUAUAUACAUAUAUAUAUUUUUUAAAGAUUUUAUUAAGCAGGCUCCCAAGGAGCAGGGAGCCCGACGUGGGACUCGAUCCCAGAACCCUGGGAUCACAACCUGAGCCGAAGGCAGACACUUAACCAUCUGAGCCACCCAGGUGCCCUGUUUUCUAAUAUUUGUUCCCUUUCACACCCCUACCAGCAGUGUAUGAGCUUUCCUUCACUACACAUUGUUGCCAGCACUUGGUAAAGUCAGUCUUUCAUUUUAGACAACCUAAUAGGUGUGUAUCUUAUUGUAAUUUUAAUUUGCAUUUCCUAAUGACUAAUGACAUUGAGCAUCUUUUCUUGGGAUGAUCUGUCAUUCCUAUAAAGCCUUUUGCUGAAGUAUCUGUUCAAGACUCUGCCGAUUUUUUCCUUGGGCUGUUUGUUUUCUACACUUAUAUAUUCUGGAUACCAGUCUUUUCUCAGUGCAAGUAUAUAUGAAUAUUUCUCGCAGUCUGUGGGCUUAAUAGUGUGCUUUGAAGAGCAGAAUUUUAAAUGUUCAUGAAGUACAAUUUUAUGUUGUUUUUUUUUUUUAAUGGUCAUGUCGGUGAUACGGCUGAGAAAUCUUUGCCUAACCCAAGGUCACAAAAAAUGUUUUAUAAUUGCUUUUAUUUAUUUUGUUUUUUAAAGAUUUUAUUUAUUUGACACAGAGAGAGAUAGCAAGAGCAGGAACACAAGCAGGGGGAGUGGGAGAGGGAGAAGCAGGCUUCCCACGGAGCAGGGAGCCCGAUCCGGGGCUUGAUCCCAGGACCCUGGGAUCAUGACCUGAGCCGAAGGUAGAUGCUUAACAACUGAGCCACCCAGGCGCCCCUAUAAUUGCUUUUAGAUGCUGUGUAAUAUUUAGUUUUUUUCAACUGAAUUGCCUUCAAAUGUUUGCUGAAACGUUCAUAUUCGUGUGAGUCUAUUUCUGGACUUUGUAUUCUGUUCAAAUGAUCUAUUUGUCUACCUUUACACUAGUACCUUUCUCUUUUGAUUACUAAUGUCUGUACAGUAAUUCUUGAAAUAGGGUGCAUUGGCCCUUCAACCUUUCAAAGUUGUUUCGGCUAUUGUAGGUCAUUUCCAUUUCCAUAUGAAUUUUGGAAACAGCUUACCAAUUUCUACCAAAAAGUCUGGGAUUUUACUUUGGAUUGCAUUGAAUCUAUAAAUCAAUUUGGGGAGAAUUGACAUCCUAAGAAGACUAAAUGUUCUAACACAUGAACAUGGUAUAUUUCUCCAUUUAUUUAGAUCUUUUUGAAUUUAUCUCAGCAGCAUUCAGUGUAUAGGGUACACAUAUAAUUAGGUCUUAAUUUGUAGCUUACCUGAAAAAUCUUUUAUUAGGUGUUAGGUUAAUUCACAUUUAUUGAUAUGAUUGGACAUAUUUUAUCCCAACUGUCAACUUAUUUUUUUUUUAACUUUUUAAUGUUUAUUAUGUCAUGUUUGCUGUAUUUAUUUCUUCUGUAUAUUUUGCUCUUUACUUUAGAAAUAUUCUUAGUAUUUAGAAAAAUAGGUAGUUUUAUUACAAUGGUAACAUUUGUAUUCAUAACAUUUUGAACGCCGUCACUCUUAUCUAGCUUUUUACUAUUGACUUUGUCAGUUUUUGUUUCCUUCACGUCCAGUCCAUUGCCUGUAUAACAGUCGGCUUAUUCUCCUUUCUCCCAUUUUUUUUUAAAGUUUACUUAUUUUUUACUGGUAAUCUCUGUGCCCAAUGUGGGGCUCAAACUCACUACACCAAGAUCAAGAAUCUCGCGCUCUUCUGACUGAGCCAGCCAGGCACCCCUCCUUUCUCCCAUUUUUAAGAUGUAUUAUUUCUACUUUGUCACAAUACAGUGUUUACAUAUUUACCUUCUACCCUUGAUGCCCCUUUUGUUUUAAUUUUAGAUACAUAUUAAAAUAUUCUUGAUAAUUUUGGAGUAUUCCAAGUCAUAUGGUUGAAUAAAGCUUGUUUCCAGGUGACUCCUCCAGAAAGACUCAUGGACACAGAAAUCCCUAAGUUGUUCUAGAUUUCAAACUAUUUUUCUAAUCUUGAUACUUGAAGGACAGUUGAGCUGAAUAUUAAAUUCCUGAGUCACACUUAAAAAAAUUUUUUUUUAAGUAAGCUUUAUGCUGAGUGUGAAGCCAGCCUCAGGGAUUGAACUCAUGACCCUGAGGUCAAGACCUGAACUGAGGUAGAGUCAGUCGCUUAACCACUGAGCCACUCAGGUGCCCCUCUUAUUUUCAGUGUUUUAACAAUAUGAAGUUUUCUUGGAUUAUGGGCUUUAAUAUUAAUUUUGUUUCAUUGUUUUAUUUUUCAGGGACUUCAUUGGCCCAGCUUCCAUUUCAAACACUCCUUCUCAAAUACUUUCUACUUUCUUCUUUCCUUUCACUUUCAUUCUCUUUGUUUUCCUGCCUUUCCUGCCUCAGUGCACCUUUUACAGUUUAUGGUUUAUGUUUAUAGAGUUUCCUUCCCUAGGCAUAUUUUAAUAUAGUGUUUGUUUCUGAGGUGACUCUUUCUUCCAUUUCUUUCCUGAGUUCAGUCAGCCCUCUUCAUUUCCUCCUAGUUUUUUGAUCCAUCUUUUUUUUUUAAUUUGAGGGUUGUUUUUUUUUUUUUUUAAGAUUUUAUUUAUUUGACAGAGAGAGAGUACAAGCAGGGGGAGCAGCAGAGGCAGAGGGAGAAGCAGGCUCCCCACUCAGCAGGGAGCCCGAUGUGGGACUUGAUACCAGGACCCUGAGAUCAUGACCUGAGCCGAAGGCAGACGCUCAACUGUCUGAGCCACACAGACGCCCCCUAAUUUUUGAGUUUCUGAUUCAAGGUGUUUUUCUUAUCUCCAGUUCUUGUUUGAGAUGUUCAGUUUACUUUGCAAUGCUGUUUCAUUUUUCUUUUUCUUCAAGGAUUUUUGGGGGAGUGGUCUAGGUGAUUCUUACUAGUUGAGGUGCAUUGGUUCUGAUUUUCUCUUUCCAUGUAGUACCUUUUCCUAGACUUUUCCAUGUUUUUUCCUAUUUAUAAACUUAGGGUGUGUGCUGGAUUCCUUAUUCAAUGGUCCCUUCUGUCUGUGUAACAAAAUCCAGUUUCUUUAGUGGAUUAUAUUAUGCGGACUCUGUGAUUACUGGUUUUGAGAUUCUUUAUGUGUAUAUGUCUUGCAGGAAUCUAAAACUUUUCCUCUUUCACUCUAUAUCCCUUUCACUACACGUUUCCCAAAAAGUACUUCUUUUUUUUUUUCUUUACUCCCCUCCCUGCCAAAGUAUGUCUUUUGAAGACUGCCACCGUGAAUUACAUACCCUUUUAAGUCCCUUUCUUAGUGUUCUCAUCUCCUAGUAUAUUUUUCCCAAUUUUCACACUUAGGAUAGACUCCCUCCUUCUGGUGGUGAUUUUAGAGCAAUUUUUAGGGCCACUACUAGUUCCCCUCUUCUCUCUUCUAGGACUUUCUCAGACUGUUUCCCACCACAAAGACUUGCUAUAGGGGGAUUCUGGUGUUUUCUCACUUUGUAUUCCAGGUAAUUUAAAGUUUAGGCAUUUUCUGUCUUCUGGUAUUUUGAAGGCAUAGUUUUUGUUUAGUUUUGUUUUCCUUAUUCUACAUUGUUUUUGGAGGAUGUUUGGUGACACAGAUUGAAGCAGCUGUCAUUAUACUCCAUUAGGGGGUUUUCCAAAAAAUGAAAUGGAAGCAUUUAGAACAGAAAAUACCAGAAUUCACUCAUAAUGACAGUACCGUUUCACAAUACUUUUGUUCCAGUAUUCUGUAUUUGUGUGUGUAACUGUCAUUUGUAAAGUUAUCAUUUUUAUAGGUCACAUUCAAAAUAAUUUAGAGAAUGUUGUACCAGAUAAUCUCCUAACCCCCUCCAAAUUAGACAUCAAUAUUUUGAACCCUCAGUCUUUACAUUUUAUUGUUCAGCUUCCUUCUGCCAAAUCCAUCUCAAAGAAGUACUGUUUUGUCAAUCAACUUUGAUAGGUCCAUUGUGCUGGGUCAAGCAUUUGUUAAAUGCAAAAGCCAGGUAGAAAAACAUGAUCUUCUAACCUCCAGGGCACUUACUAAUUGGGAAGAGAGAACUUAAAACCUCAAGAAUACCUAUGGAGCCACUGCCAUCAUGUACAAAUGACCAACUCCCCCUCACUCCAUACAUCCCUUCAUGAUACAGUUUUCUUCACUGGUCUGUAGGUAUGAAGGAAAUCCAUGACCUGGAGCCCUGACAUUUUAUUCAGUAGUGUCUUUCUACUGUUUUUACCCUACAAAAUAGAAUAAUGAUGUCUCAUCAUAAGAGCCUUCCCUUGUUUGGAGGAAAGGACAGUAAUGCUUGGGCAAUGCUGUCAGCCAUAACAGAAGAGGUAGAGUGGUGAUACAUCAUUAGACUUCAUGCUAAAAAUGAGGUAACUUAGAUUUCUUUUUUAAAAAGUCCUUUUAAAUUCUUUUUUAAAAAUUAAGAUUUUAUUUGAGAGAGAGCGUGCAUACGCACAAGCAGGGGAGAGUUCAGAAGGAGAGGGAGAAGCAGAUGCCCCGCUGAGCAGGGAGCCCAGUGCAGGGCUUGAUCCCAAGACCCUGAGAUCAUGACCUGAGCCCAAGGCAGAUGCUUAAAUGACUGAACCACCCAGGCACCCCAAAGUCUUUUUAAUUCUUUU
Mirounga angustirostris (Northern elephant seal) is the source of this 10878-nucleotide messenger RNA. RefSeq names its product zinc finger and SCAN domain containing 12 (gene ZSCAN12). The transcript has 5 exons. The record is from RefSeq and is a predicted model, not a curated record. The coding region runs from base 992 to 2812 and encodes 606 amino acids. Lineage: Eukaryota; Metazoa; Chordata; Mammalia; Carnivora; Phocidae.